GGUUUCAGUGGGAGACACCCCAUUAGAUGAGUUUUACAUGUGCUAAGCGUCCCUCUAUGUCACAAGUCGGGACCAAUGUCCAAGAAAAGAUACACCUGCUUUGCCGUAUGUGUCCUCCACAUCGCAAUCCCGAUCCCCGGAGGCAGCAAUUGGUCUUCUCAACAAUGGCGCGUGAACAUCCUCAUCCUUUCUGGUGCAUGUUCAUGCACGCCCAUCGCUACACUCCAGUCCGCUGCACGAUGCUCCGUUGUGUCGCCACUUCCAGUCCCGCUCGCGCAAUCUUUUAUACCCUCAUAUUAAUCUUCAGCUUGCAACAACGAGUCGCUAUGCCGCC
Messenger RNA from Paraphaeosphaeria sporulosa, 334 nucleotides. RefSeq lists its product as uncharacterized. Bases 76 to 300 code for a protein of 74 amino acids. The transcript is spliced from 2 exons. The record is from RefSeq and is a predicted model, not a curated record. NCBI's taxonomy places the organism in Eukaryota, Fungi, Ascomycota, Dothideomycetes, Pleosporales, Didymosphaeriaceae.